Molecule: messenger RNA, 2084 nt
Organism: Aspergillus homomorphus CBS 101889
Lineage: Eukaryota; Fungi; Ascomycota; Eurotiomycetes; Eurotiales; Aspergillaceae
Product: glycoside hydrolase
Exons: 9
Biological process (GO): L-arabinose metabolic process
Molecular function (GO): alpha-L-arabinofuranosidase activity
Source: RefSeq, a predicted model, not a curated record
AAUGCGCAGUCGCUUGUCCACCACAAUGCAUAUUCCUGUCCUAUCAACCUUAGCCGUAGCAUGGCUCGUGGGCCAAGCUUCGGCUAUUGAUCUGACCGUGUCCAAGACUGGUGGCAACUCCUCCAGUUCUUUACUCUACGGAAUUAUGUUUGAGGAUAUCAAUAAUUCCGGGGAUGGUGGAAUACAUGGGCAGGUGCUCCGUAAUAGUGGCUUCCAAGGCACCAGCCCCGGCCUGACAGCGUAUGCUGCAGUGGGAAAUGUCUCUAUAGCCCAGGAUAAUUCCAAUCCUGUGAGCAGUGCUAUCACAUCCUCUCUCAAAGUUACUGUGCCCUCAGGAGCCACCGGCUUUGUGGGAUUUGCCAAUACAGGAUACAAUGGUGUCCCAGUACUGGCAACCACAUACAAAAACUCGUUCUACAUAAAAGGAGCCUACUCAGGGACAGUCAACCUUCGACUGGUGGGUACUUCGAGCGGGAUUGUCUAUGCAGACCACAACAUCACCGUGAAGAGUAGUGCCGACAAGUUCACCUCCCACGAAACUAGCUUCAAAUCCACCCAGUCUACCGAUGCAAACAAUGAGUGGCAACUGCGGUUCGAUGCGUCCAAAGUUGUCGGAAAGUCUCUCAACUUUGGUUUGGUGCAGCUGUUCCCACCCACAUACAAGUCGCGACCAAACGGUCUACGAAAUGAUGUCGCUAGCUUUCUGGCGGAGAUCAAACCGUCCUUUCUGCGCUUCCCAGGCGGUAAUAACCUUGAAGGCGCCAGCCCGAGCAAUCGGUGGAAGUGGAAUGAAACAAUCGGGGCUGUCGUCGAUCGGCCUGGUCGCCAGGGUGAUUGGACCUAUGCAAACACUGACGCACUCGGCCUCGACGAAUAUCUUUAUUGGUGCGAGGAUAUGGAGAUGGAGCCUGUUCUUGCCGUCUGGGCUGGUCUCUCUCUUGGAGGGGGGAUUGUGUCCGGGUCAGCUCUGGGGCCGUAUAUUGAGGAUAUUCUGAACGAACUUGAGUACGUCCUUGGUUCGACAGCUACGAUAUACGGGGCACUUCGGGCCAAGAACGGCCGCGCUGAACCCUGGCCAGUCAAAUACAUCGAGGUCGGUAAUGAGGACAAUAUCAGCGGCGGAUGUAGCACGUAUGCCAGUCGGUUCACAGCAAUAUACGAUGCGAUUCAUGCCCAGUACCCAGAGUUGACCAUCAUCGCCUCAACGACAUCCAGCUCUUGUCUGCCGUCGACAUUGCCAGCUGGAGUCAUCACUGACAUCCACCACUACCUCUCCCCGGACGCUUUUGUCGCGCUGUUCGAUGAAUUUGACAAUUGGUCCCGAGAUCAUCCAAUUCUAGUUGGGGAAUAUGCCAGCACGAAGGGUAAUGAUGGAAGUACCACCUACUGGAGUUACAUGCAAGGUAGUUGUGCCGAAGCUGUGUAUAUGAUUGGCCUGGAGCGCAACAGCGACAUUAUCAAAAUGGCCAGCUUUGCACCCCUUCUCGAACAUUUUGACAUGGCUGAGUGGUCGCCCGAUCUCUUCGGUCUUGAUUCCAGUCCUGACUCUAUCACCGGCUCAACUUCGUUCUACGUGCAGCAAUUGUUCUCUACGAACCGGGGAACGACCAUUCUCGCUGUUACGACCUCUGCGCAAUUUGGGCCUGUCUAUUGGGUGGCUUCUGUUUCUGAUAAAAAGGUCUACUAUGUGAAAUUGGCAAAUUAUGGCGCAGCCGCACAGAACGUGACAGUCAGCAUUGCAGGCGCCAGUCAGGGCACGCUGCAGCUACUGUCUGGGGGCGAGCAUGUGAGUAACUAUCCUCACAAUGUGUCGAUUACUCCUGUCACGUCGCAUGUUUCAGGGAAGGGGAGCUUCGCGGUGAACUUACCAGCGUGGGCGGUUGCUGUUCUUGCUGUGUCCUGAGCCAUCGACUCAGUCGAUCAGGAUAUAUAGGUAGUCAAAGAGACUAAAGAACUUGCGUACGCAAGCAGCAAGUGGGGAUCAAUGAUGUUACUCGUGAUAUGUAGAUCCGGAGUUUCUGUACCGCACUGGCGGUUAAUGGCGGCUAGCUUUGCCAUGGAGACUUGGUUCAGUUCAGCAAGGG